Molecule: messenger RNA, 4207 nt
Organism: Poecilia latipinna (sailfin molly)
Lineage: Eukaryota; Metazoa; Chordata; Actinopteri; Cyprinodontiformes; Poeciliidae
Gene: ankef1a
Product: ankyrin repeat and EF-hand domain containing 1a
Exons: 11
Coding region: 1661-4006 (781 amino acids)
Molecular function (GO): protein binding
Source: RefSeq, a predicted model, not a curated record
UGGGUCUUCACAAAUACACACAGCUGGGAUUAUUUUACUCCCUUGCUCCUGCUUAAACCUCUCUCUCUCUCUCUCUCUCUCUCUCUCUCUCUCUCUCUCUUUCUCUUGUGUUUGACCUCAGUGGGUUACUUUUAGCUCAGGAUUUGAAGGGGAGACCCGAAAAAAAGUGAUUUGUUUCUGCUCUCUGGUGACACCUGGCGGUCAGAAUCGCCAAUCUUCUUCUUCCGCUCUAACUUUGAGGAUUUGAAGAAUGCAAGAAUUUCCCAGAAGGAAAAGAGAUCGCUUGUCUGUCGUUCAUGCAUUAGUCAUCUCGGGGAGCCACAGUUAUCUUGAUUACCAUCUCCGGAUUCAGUAGCCUUUCAUUCCUCUGCCACUCACGCACACAAAAGUCAUCCUCAGGACUGAGUAAGUUGAUCUGUGUGCACCACCGGUCAAGAGCAAUCUGGUAAUUGAACCUGGACUACUUAGGUACGUAAGAAUGCAUAACAAGAUGGGAAAUGCAUACGGGCCGUUUCGAGUCGGGUGAUUCCGAUUUGCAAUUAAUCUGUGGCGUGUGAGUUAAAGAAAAACAGCCAUUUUGAAAUACCACAGAGAUAAUUAAAUUAAUGUUACAUAAAGAAAAUAAAUGGAGCCGCAGUCAUUUGGAGCUCAUUUCCUCUAAAUGUCACCAAGAGGAUAUUUUGUGAACUCUGGCAAGGGAUGAAUGGCGAAGGCGUAUAAUUAACCCCAUAAAAAUCAAUACAGAUCCCUGACGAAUGUAAGCAGAGCUAAGGUUAUAAAAUGGUAGAUAUGAUGGAUGACCAAUGAGCAUUUUUAAAUAAAGUGCCAUACAAAGACUCAUACUCCUUAAAAUUUGUAAUAUUUUGCUAAAGCUACAAACAUUAACAUUAAUUAGGUUAUCAACGUUAUGAGGCAGUCUCUUCGAGGAUAGCCCUGAAUGUAGCUUUAUUCGUUUUCCCAACAACUCUGGGGAUAAUAAACAGCAUCAGGUUCCAUUCGAAGUUCAGGUUUCUGACAGGAAGUAGACUUUUGGUGGGUAUUAUUACCAAUUAAAGACUUGCCAUGCUGAUUUCCUCACAUCCAAACUUAUAGAGUGCUGCCAUAAAAUCAACAGGUGAUACAGUAAGAGGGUGCAGACAUUUUCUUGUGACGUGUUUCAGCUCGUCUUUCUUGACUUAUGUCACACAUUAAAGUUAGAAAAAUGUAUAAAACGUAUAUUUUUGGUUUAAUUUUUCUUAACAUGGUUGCACAAAUUUGCGUAAAUCCUCUAUACAUGCAGGUAAAAGGGAGCGGAAAAAACGUUUCAACUAAUUAAAGUGCUGUAAUUGUACUCACUCUUUUUUGAGAGCGCUCCACUGUCACGUGACUAGUAAAGCUUCCCAGCAGCUCAGACGCCGACCCGUCCGUCCCUCGCGGAAUCUAUGCCGUGUCAAGUUGCCAUGGAGACCAUUUUUGUUUUCUUCCCCCACAAAGCACAACCUUCCCCCUCACACCAAGUGAAAGGUUGUGCUUUAAAGUUUGUAUAGAAGCGUUUAUGAAUGAAGACUGGGAACCAGUGUGGCUUGUCGAUGAGCAGACAGAGGUUUUCUAAGGCGGGUUAACAGCAGAGACCAGCUAACCUGUCUGUUCGCCCUGUUUACAGGCUCUGAGGGACGCCAGAAUGAGCUGCGCGGUGGCAACGGGCCGUCUGCAGGUCCUCCAGAUCUACCGCCUGCUGCAGUGGAUCCACAAAGGAGAGAAGGAUGAGAUCCAGAAGAUGGUGAAGCUUGGGGUGAAGAACCUCAUCAACCUCACCGAGCCACAGGAAGGCCUGGGGGUGCUCCACCUGGCGGUUUCAGCCAACAAUAGCGACCUUGUUGAGUUUCUCCUCUCCCUUGGAGCACAACCCGAUGUCCAAGACAAGAUGGGCCGCACGCCCGCCAUGCUAGCUGCCGAGCUGGGGAACGAGGACAUUUUAUCGCUGCUGUUCCAGAAACAGCCCGACAUGAAACUAGUGGACAUAAAGGGCAAAGGCGUGCUGUUCUACUGCAGCUACCCCACCAAGCGCCACGCCCGCUGCCUAGAACUGGCGCUGAAGAACGGGGCCGAUCCCAACAACAUCUCUUGUAGCGGGGUUCACGUUCUUAGCAUGAUGUGUGAGAAAGCUAAUGAGUGCACCCCCUUGUGCCUCGCCCUGCUGGAUGCUGGUGCAGACCCCAACGCGGCAAAUGAGACAACGGGUGUGACGGCGCUGAUGGAGGCUGCCAAGACGGGCUCCCUGCCAGUUGUUCGGCAAAUCCUCAGGAGAGGUGGAAACCCGAACACCCUGGACCAAAACGGCUACAACGCAGUACACUACGCCGCCCUGAGUGGCUGUUUUGAGGUAAUCAUGGUGCUGUCAGGAUUUGCAGCAGAUAUGAGUGUGAUUAACAUGGACAACUGUACGCCCUUACACUACGCCGCCGCCGCAGGCAAUGCCCUGUCCUGCAAGUUCCUUGCUCAGAGAGGUUGUAACCCCAAAGUGAAGAACAAGGAAGGUUUGCUGGCACGUCAGAUUGCCAAAGACUUCGGACUCAAGGCAGCGAUCAAGGAGCUGAAGAAAGCAGAGAGGGCAUUUGGGAAAAGCAAAAAAUCCACUGGUGGCGGCAUGAUGUCAGAUCUCUGGGCCCUGACCCUUCACGAUUGGUCAAACGAGUACCAGGCUGAAUUAGUGGAAGCCUUUAGGGACCAAUUUGGCAAUGCUGACUUAGACACCUUCAUGUCCGUGUUAGAGAACCUGGGUGCUCCGGUUGAACCAGACCAACUCGAGAUGGUCUUCUCAGCACACAACAAGAAGGGGGAGGGCCUGAUCAACGUGAAUGACUUUGUCAAAGGCACCAAGUACAUCAAGAAAGUCUUCCGUCUCACUGGGUACACAACUCAGAAGAAAAAGAAAGAAAAGGGGGCUAAGAAGAAGAAGAAGAAAGGCCCGUUUGUCCUCCCCAUACCCAUUUGCACCCUCGUGCCGGAGCUCAAGCCCCGACGGCCCGACGGCGGCCCGCCUCACUUCAUGAUUGAGAAGUACCACAACUUGACAGACGUUCGCCGCUUUGACAACGAGCACCCGCCGCUUCAUCCCAUAGUCAACGACUCGUGGUGGUACAUAGAGAAGCCAAACAAAGUUUACAUCAACAUCAACUACUGUGUGAGGAACGGAGAUUUGGAGUCUCUGGACCUCGCCUUCAACGACGGAGUACCUGUGGACGCUCAGGAUGAAUUUUACAAGACCCCGCUGAUGGAGGCAUGCAUCAGCGGCAACUACGAGUUGGUCCAGUACCUUCUAGAAAAGGGGGCUGAAGUGAACAUGUGUGACCAGUUCUUCUGGACGCCCCUCCACCACGCGGCCAACGGGGGGUACUUGGAAAUUGUGGAGCUUUUGGUGAAUGCCGGGGCCGACGUCAACGCAAAGGCCCUCAAUGACGGCACGCCACUCAUGAGAGCCAUCGAGAGCUCCAGCUUCUCAUGUGUGGAAUUCCUCAUCAACUCUGGGGCCAAAGUCUAUUCAGAGACCAAGAAAGGAGUAACCUGCCUUGAUAUGGCCAGACACUUUGGAGAAACCAGCAUAGAGAGCCUGGUUCAGGAAAAGGUGAACGCGCUGCCAGACCCCAAAAAAGCAAAACCUAAACCUGGUAAAAAGAAGGUGGCUAUUGGAAGGGGUGCUGUGCAUAGCAAGACGAUGACUGGGACAUCAGGGAGGACGCCCACACAGAUGAACUCCAAAAGCAUCAUCCUCCAUAACACCAGGAUCACCACAGGAAAAACUAACACAGAGGAUAUUAGCUUUGUGCCAAAAACCGUUUGGGGUGAACUGCCCACCACCAGCCAGCUGAUGUCAAACAUAGCGAGACGAAAGGGUCGCAUAACCCUGGAGGUGGACUUCGACGACUUGUUGAUCCCUUUCAGCCAGCGCUUCCAGAGAAGGAUCCUGGAGAUAACCAAGCCAAAGACCAAACUGGAGGAAAGCCAGAGACAGAGACAAGUGUCCUAAUUAUGUUACUCUGCUUAUGUUGUCAUCAUCGUUUCCUUUUUAUUAUUAUUUUUUUUGAUGGCUAAUAUGAAAAACGACUUUCAGCACAUGUCCAUCCCUGGGGCUGUGUGAUUUUGAUCUACAACUGAAUUAAAUAUAAAGCCAUGCAGAUAAUGAGAAUGUGAGUAAUCAAGUGAAAAUAAAAGAUUCUUUCCUCUUAUG